This is a messenger RNA of Aspergillus heteromorphus CBS 117.55, 1134 nucleotides long. Its product is annotated as tellurite-resistance/dicarboxylate transporter family protein. The transcript has a single exon. Gene Ontology annotation, molecular function: malate transmembrane transporter activity. Gene Ontology annotation, biological process: malate transmembrane transport. Gene Ontology annotation, cellular component: membrane. The coding region runs from base 1 to 1134 and encodes 377 amino acids. The record is from RefSeq and is a predicted model, not a curated record. Lineage: Eukaryota; Fungi; Ascomycota; Eurotiomycetes; Eurotiales; Aspergillaceae.
AUGCAUUGGAUCUCCCCGAUCCGCAGGGUCACCUCGUCCGUGACCUGGGGCUGGUAUGCCAUUUCGCUGAGUUGGGGUGGGAUCGCGGUGCUGCUGCACCAGACACCGCACCAGUUCCACGGCCUCCCCACCAUCGGGACCAUCAUUUUCAUCGUCGACCUCGUGCUCUACACGGCCAUCACGCUCGCCCUGCUCCUGGAGGCGGCCGUGCCCCCGGAGGGAUCGAAACCGUGGGAGGGACCGCCCUCGUUCGCCGCGCGGGUGCUGCACAUCAAGCAGCCGCCGGACCUGUUCUUCGCGCCCAUCUCGCUCCUCGCCUUCGCCACCAUCAUCUUCAACACCUCCUACUACGGCACCCCCCACUGCGGUCGGUGGCUCAUCCUGACCCUGAACGCCCUCUUUUGGGUCUACACGGGCGUCUCGCUGCUGCUGGCCCUCGUGCUGGGCUGGUGGAUCCCCUACACGCGCACCACCCCCGCCGACCACUACCCCAUCGUCAACGUCCUGCCCUACUUCCCCCCGAUGCUCAGCGGCACCAUGGCCGGCGUGCUGGCGCCGCACCAGGCCCCCGCCCAGGCCAUCCCGAUGCUCGUUGGCGGCACCACGAUGCAGGGCUUCGGCUUCCUGAUGUUCCUGGUCGUGCUGGUGCAGAGCUGCUCCGCCGUCGGGACGGAGGGCCUGCCCAUCCCCGCGCACCGCCCGGAGAUGUUCAUCGCCGUCGGUCCCCCGAGCUUCACCAUCAUCGCCAUGAUCAGCAUGGCCGCCGCCGCGGUCGAGAAGCUGCCGACCCACUACAUCAGCUCCGCGUCCAGCGUGCGGACCGCGGACGUCCUGCUGGUGGUCGCGGUGGCCGCCUCGUUGUUUCUGUGGACGCUGGCGUUCUUUCUCUUCGGCAUGGGGGCGCUGAGCAUGCUGGAGUCGCUGUGGCAUCGCACGAUCCGGUUCGAGCAGAUCUGGUGGUGCAUGGUCUUCCCCAUCACCGGGUUCGUGCUGGCGACGAUCGAUCUGGGCGAGUACUUGAACUCGGAGCCGAUCCUGUGGGUCGGCACGGGCAUGACCCUCUUCCAGGUGUGCCUGUGGCUGGCGAUUACGAUCUGUCAGCUGUGGGAAUGGGGAGGCAAGCGGGCGAUCUGA